This is a messenger RNA of Cercocebus atys (sooty mangabey), 3498 nucleotides long. It is a transcript of the gene HPSE2, whose product is annotated as heparanase 2 (inactive). The record is from RefSeq and is a predicted model, not a curated record. The coding region runs from base 73 to 1851 and encodes 592 amino acids. NCBI's taxonomy places the organism in Eukaryota, Metazoa, Chordata, Mammalia, Primates, Cercopithecidae. Gene Ontology annotation, molecular function: hydrolase activity, acting on glycosyl bonds. The transcript is spliced from 12 exons. Gene Ontology annotation, cellular component: extracellular matrix; membrane.
CACACUUUAGAUAAGGACAAUUAGUCACUAGCGAGACCAAGUAGGAAGAGAGGUUUAAAUCAGAGGGAUUGAAUGAGGGUGCUCUGUGCCUUCCCUGAAGCCAUGCCCUCCAGCAACUCCCGCCCCCCCGCGUGCCUAGCCCCGGGGGCUCUCUACUUGGCUCUGUUGCUCCAUCUCUCCCUUUCCUCCCAAGCUGGAGACAGGAGACCCUUGCCUGUAGACAGAGCUACAGGUUUGAAGGAAAAGACCCUGAUUCUACUUGAUGUGAGCACCAAGAACCCAGUCAGGACAGUCAAUGAGAACUUCCUCUCUCUGCAGCUGGAUCCGUCCAUCAUUCAUGAUGGCUGGCUCGAUUUCCUAAGCUCCAAGCGCUUGGUGACCCUGGCCCGGGGACUUUCGCCCGCCUUUCUGCGCUUCGGGGGCAAAAGGACCGACUUCCUGCAGUUCCAGAACCUGAGGAACCCGGCGAAAAGCCGCGGGGGCCCGGGCCCGGAUUACUAUCUCAAAAACUAUGAGGAUGACAUUGUUCGAAGUGAUGUUGCCUUAGAUAAACAGAAAGGCUGCAAGAUUGCCCAGCACCCUGAUGUUAUGCUGGAGCUCCAAAGGGAGAAGGCAGCUCAGAUGCAUCUGGUUCUUCUAAAGGAGCAAUUCUCCAAUACUUACAGUAAUCUCAUAUUAACAGCCAGGUCUCUAGACAAACUUUAUAACUUUGCUGAUUGCUCUGGACUCCACCUGAUAUUUGCUCUAAAUGCACUGCGUCGUAAUCCCAAUAACUCCUGGAACAGUUCUAGUGCCCUGAGUCUGUUGAAGUACAGCGCCAGCAAAAAGUACAACAUUUCUUGGGAACUGGGUAAUGAGCCAAAUAACUAUCGGACCAUGCAUGGCCGGGCAGUAAAUGGCAGCCAGUUGGGAAAGGAUUACAUCCAGCUGAAGAGCCUGUUGCAGCCCAUCCGGAUUUAUUCCAGAGCCAGCUUAUAUGGCCCUAAUAUUGGGCGGCCGAGGAAGAAUGUCAUCGCCCUCCUAGAUGGAUUCAUGAAGGUGGCAGGAAGUACAGUAGAUGCAGUUACCUGGCAACAUUGCUACAUUGAUGGCCGGGUGGUCAAGGUGAUGGACUUCCUGAAAACUCGCCUGUUAGACACACUCUCUGACCAGAUUAGGAAGAUUCAGAAAGUGGUUAAUACAUACACUCCAGGAAAGAAGAUUUGGCUUGAAGGUGUGGUGACCACCUCAGCUGGAGGCACGAACAAUCUAUCAGAUUCCUAUGCUGCAGGAUUCUUAUGGUUGAACACUUUAGGAAUGCUGGCCAAUCAGGGCAUUGAUGUUGUGAUACGGCACUCAUUUUUUGACCAUGGAUACAAUCACCUCGUGGACCAGAAUUUUAACCCAUUACCAGACUACUGGCUGUCUCUCCUCUACAAGCGCCUGAUUGGCCCCAAAGUCUUGGCUGUGCAUGUGGCUGGGCUCCAGCGGAAGCCACGGCCUGGCCGAGUGAUCCGGGACAAACUGAGGAUUUAUGCUCACUGCACAAACCACCACAACCACAACUAUGUUCGUGGGUCCAUUACACUUUUUAUCAUCAACUUGCAUCGAUCAAGAAAGAAAAUCAAGCUGGCUGGGACUCUCAGAGACAAGCUCGUUCACCAGUACCUGCUGCAGCCCUAUGGGCAGGAGGGCCUAAAGUCCAAGUCAGUGCAACUGAAUGGCCAGCCCUUAGUGAUGGUGGACGACGGGACCCUCCCAGAAUUGAAGCCCCGCCCCCUUCGGGCCGGCCGGACAUUGGUCAUCCCUCCAGUCACCAUGGGCUUUUAUGUGGUCAAGAAUGUCAAUGCUUUGGCCUGCCGCUACCGAUAAGCUAUCCUAACACUCACGGCUACCAGUGGGCCCGCUGGGCCACUUCCACUCCUCCACUCCAGUAGUAUCCUCUGUUUUCAGACAUCUUAGCAACCAGCCCCUGCUGCCCCAUCCUGCUGGAAUCAACACAGACUUGCUCUUCAAAGAGACUAAAUGUCAUAGCGUGAUCUUAGCCUAGGUAGGCCACAUUCAUCCCAAAGGAAAACGUAGACAUCACCUGUACCUAUAUAAGGAUAAAGGCAUGUGUAUAGAGCAGAAUGUUUCCCUUCAUGUGCACUAUGAAAACGAGCUGACAGCACACUCCCAGGAGAAAUGUUUCCAGACAACUCCCCAUGAUCCUGUCACACAGCUUUUGAACCACAAACCCAAACCUUAGCCUGCUGCUGCUGCUGCCCUCAGAGGAAGAUGAGGAAGGAAAAAUCCUGGGUGGACCAGCAAAAACCCAUCCUCUCCCACCUCCUUCUUCUCUGCCUCUUUCUUGCUGCUGCCCUGAGUUUUUUGACACAUCUCUUUCCAUAGGGGAGCAAUGGGUGCGUCAGCCCUGGCCUGCUGGGAGGGCUGUUUAUGUGAUUUCUCGGCUGAUGCAUGACGUGCGCAUCUGGGUUCCUGACAGUGGCAUCCAUCAUGGGCAAUUCCUCUGGGAAGUGGGUGCUUCAAAAGUAAAAUUAUAAUCACACCCCAGAUUUGGUAAGAAGGUUCUAUUGCUCUGUGAAUCCAGAUUCCCCCAGAGUUGUAAUGGGAGUCAAGUAACAAUAUUCAUUGAGUAGAGAGCAGCUUACUAGGCACAACAAAAAGCAAUCAUCAUUCUUCAUAUUGCUAUGAGGGAGAGAGUUUGAGUACAAAGAGAAAGCGUACUAAAACAUCAGGUACACAGAUGCACACACGCACGCGCACACACACACACACCCCAACUGGACAAAGCAAAUUAGACCUCCCCAAAAUUAAGAGAAUAUUAGGGGCUCUGUAGGGUAAGCCCUUAAUUGUUUGAUUAACUCAAAUCAUUAUUUUUAAAAAAGAAGAAAAAGGUGUGAAUCAAAAGUCAUCACUGGAAGACACAACUGAAUCUAACCUUUUUGCCUCUUCCCAGGUAGCCUAUUUGAGCUAGAACAAAACUUUGUUAGCCAUUUUGGGAGAGAAUGGGGAAUCUAGAGGAUGAAGAUCUGGUCAAAACUAUGGAAUGGUAGGUAGGAGGCUUCUGAGUUGGGCCGGUGUGAAGUGGGGGAUGAGGACCUUCUAUAUGAUUCAAGGGGCAUGAGAGUCUUUGCCAAAGAGCUACAGCUGAAAUGACUUUCUUUUCUGGGGAUGUGCUUUUCUCUCUCAGGAUAAAUGACAGGAAUGAUGCUUUUGUUAGAAGGAGGAGAGAUUUGAUACUGUUCCAAGUGAGACGGUGAUAGAAUUUCUGCUGUUUGUGAAAGGACAGGAAUGGGGUGGGGGCGAGGCAGGGUUGCCGAGGGCAGAGGCUAGGGAGGCUGCCUAAGAUGCACACGGAGUUAAGGAUUUGGGCCAAGUCUGCAAAGUGAGAGAUGAAAGGGAAAUUAGACCAAAGAGGAAGGAGAGAAUUCUGAGCUUGGAGAACUGGGGAUUUGGGAGAGGGAAGCUGACUGUCUAAUUCCAGGAAGCGAGGGGACAUGCUUAUCACUAAGCACA